Molecule: messenger RNA, 4066 nt
Organism: Rana temporaria (common frog)
Lineage: Eukaryota; Metazoa; Chordata; Amphibia; Anura; Ranidae
Gene: HERC3
Product: HECT and RLD domain containing E3 ubiquitin protein ligase 3
Molecular function (GO): ubiquitin-protein transferase activity
Source: RefSeq, a predicted model, not a curated record
GUCGGUCAAAGGAGAGAGGGCGCGGCUUGUGUGGGAGUCAUUUCCUAAACUUCCCUGUUAUGAUGAGAAGACACAGGCAAUCAGCCGGGGGGAGGUUCGUAUGACCGGGGCUCAGGUAUACAAGGACUUUAUGACUUGCUGAGCGGUCAAGCCAUGUUAUGCUGGGGUCACUCUGAUUUUGGACAACUUGGAGUAAAUCAUGGAUCCAUAAGUUUUAUACUAGAGCCCAUCCCCUCCACCUUUUCUCUGUCCAGGUGUGUCAGACAGGUGGCCUGUGGGGAAAACCAUUCUAUCUUCCUGCUAGAUGAUGGUCGAGUCUAUAGCUGUGGUGGAAACAGUGUUGGCCAACUCGGACAGGACCAUCAUGAUAGGGAGCCAGGUCAUGUGAAUGCACUAGCAAGCGAACGUAUAGUCCAUGUGGCAUGUGGCCGAUCACAUAAUGUGGCACUAAAUAACCAAGGCCAGAUCUUCUCAUGGGGUGCUGGUAGUGAUGGACAGCUGGGGCACUCCACCACUGAACAGUGUAUUCCAGUGCCGAGAUUAAUUAAGAAGUUAAAUCAACAGAAGAUACUGCAGGUUUCGUGUGGAAACCAGCACUGCUUGGCCCUUUCAGAUGAUGGGCAGUUGUUUACAUGGGGCCAGAAUAGCCAUGGUCAGCUGGGUCUUGGGCAUGGAUUCACCUCCCAGUCUAGCCCACAGCGAGUAAAGUCCUUGGAAGGAAUACCAUUGGCUCAGGUGACCGCAGGAGGCUUCCACAGUUUUGCCUUGUCCCUUUCUGGAGCUGUGUUUGCCUGGGGGAAGAACAACUCAGGGCAACUUGGUCUUAAUGACGAGAAAGUCCGUGAAUCACCAUGCCAUAUAAAGCCUUUGCGUACCCAGAAAGUUGUGUACAUCAGCUGUGGGGAAGAGCAUACAGCUGUCCUAACAAAGACUGGUGGGCUUUUUACUUUUGGAGCUGGAGGCUGCGGGCAGCUGGGGCAUGACUCUCUCCAUAAUGAGAUCAAUCCCAGGCGUAUACUGGAACUGAUGGGCAGCGAAGUAUCUCAGAUUGCAUGUGGCAGACAGCACACUAUUGCCUAUGUGCCUUCUUCUGGAAUCCUCUAUGCAUUUGGAUGUGGGGAUCGGGGCCAGCUUGGCACCGGACACACAAAUAAUGUCAUCUGUCCCACUACGGUUAAAGGAAAGUGGACCAUGCCCUGCAUUAAUAUUCCACCCACGAUUGAUCCAUCUUCAUACAAUAUUAUCAAGCACAUUUUCUGUGGCUGGGACAAAACAUUUGUACUCUGCUCGAAGCCAGAGAAGCCUGAGCCUGCUGAUGACUUCCGCUCCUGUCAGAACAAAAAUUACACUAGCUGUAUCAAUGAUGAAACCAUUGACGAUUGGAGGCAGAAAGUCCUAGAAAAUAGUAAUUCCAACACCAUGAACGGCAUAGUACAAACACUUUCCUCUUCAGCCUGCUGGAAUGGAAGUUUCCUGGAAAAGACAAAUGAUGAGCAUUUUAAAACAAGCCCCAAGAUCCCAGGAAUUGACUUGUUGUCCAUUCAAGUCCUUUUUGAGAAGUUGAUGAACACCCAGCAUUCAAGGCUACUAGAGCAGAUUCAUAAGGGCUUUGAAAGUUUUUUAAUACCACAGCUUUCCUCCAGCUCUCCGCCAGAUGUAGAAGUGCGUAUUUACCUCAUACCAGAGUUCCCUCUGCUGCAGGACUCAAAGUACUACAUAACGCUGACGCUGCCAAUAGCCAUGGCAAUCUUAAGGCUGGAUACCAACCCAAGCAAAGUGCUGGAUAACUGGUGGUCUCAGAUUUGCCCAAGCUACUUCUUCAGAUUAAUUGACCUUUAUAAAGGAGCGGUGGUCUAUCUUCUGAAUGGAAAGACUUUGCUGAUCCCUGUGCUGUUUACUAGCUACAUCACAGCUGCUCUCAAGCUCCUGGAAAAGUUACAAAAGGUAAAUGUGAAGGUACGACAUGUGGAGAAUGAUAAAUUCUAUAUCCCGGAGAUAUCAAGCUUGGUGGACAUCCAAGAAGAUUACCUCAAGUGGUUCCUGAACCAAGCAGGAUUGAAGAUGCGUGCUUCCAUUAUGCCGGAUUCGGUGACGCUCUGUUCUUAUCCAUUUGUGUUUGAUGCUCAAGCCAAAACCAAAAUGUUACAGACCGAUGCUGAGUUACAGAUGCAGGUGGCAGUCAAUGGAGCUAACCUACAAAAUGUGUUCACGCUGCUGUCUCUGGAGCCCAUUCUGGCCAAGAACCCCUUCCUGGUGCUACAUGUGAGGAGAACCAGCUUGGUGGCUGAUGCCCUGAGGGAACUGAGUAUCCACUCUGACCUAGAUUUGAAGAAGCCUUUGAAGGUGAUAUUUGAUGGUGAAGAGGCCGUGGAUGAUGGAGGCGUUAGUAAAGAAUUCUUCCUGUUGCUCCUCAAAGAACUUCUGAACCCCAUCUAUGGAAUGUUUACAGUUUAUCCGGAAUCAAACCUGCUCUGGUUUUCAGACAUAUGUUUUGUAGAACAUAACUGGUUCCACCUGAUUGGCAUCAUGUGUGGUUUAGCCAUCUAUAAUUUCACAGUAGUUGAUCUUCACUUCCCAUUGGUGUUGUAUAAGAAGCUCCUGAAUGUUCCAGCUAAUUUAGAGGACCUCAAGGAGUUGUCACCCACAGAAGGAAGGAGCCUACAACAACUUCUAGACUAUCCUGGAGAAGAUGUUGAGGAAACUUUCUGCCUUAACUUUACAAUAUGUCGGGAAAGUUAUGGCCUGACUGAAAUUAAACCCCUGCUACCUGGAGGAGACAAAAUAACCGUAAAGAAAGAAAACAGGCAGGAGUUUGUUGAUGCUUAUGUCAACUACGUCUUUAACCAGUCGGUGCAGGAAUGGUAUGAGGCAUUCUCUACGGGAUUCCUUAAAGUCUGUGGUGGGAAAAUGCUGGAGCUCUUUCAGCCAUCUGAACUGAGAGCCAUGGUUGUUGGGAGCAGCAACUACAACUGGCAGCAACUGGAAGAGAGUGCCAUAUACAAGGGUGACUACUCUGCAGAGCACCCGACGAUGAGGAUGUUCUGGGAGACAUUCCAUGAUUUCCCUUUGGAGAAGAAGAAGCAGUUUCUGUUGUUUCUCACCGGCAGUGAUCGUAUACCCAUAUAUGGCAUGUCCAGCCUACAUAUCAUCAUCCAGUCUACAUCCAGCAGUGAAGACUACCUGCCUGUGGCUCACACAUGCUACAACCUGCUGGACCUGCCCAAGUACAGCAGCAAAGAAACCCUCAGGAAAAGACUCAAUCAAGCCAUAGACCAUUAUGAAGGCUUUAGCCUAGCUUAAAAAACUUGCCCUUUGUUCCUGAGCUUCCCUCGAACAAAAUGCACUUUACCUCUUAUGGGUUUAUUUAAUAUCAAUGUAAAAUACACCCAAUGUUGUAUACAUUUAAAAUAAAUUCUCCUGUUUCUAUUUUUGUAAAGGAACCAAAAUUUAAAAAGAAAACCCACAUGGAAAUUUUUCUUAAUCACUUCUUGAAAUUUCCAAAGUUUUCACCUUUUUUAUAAUUCCGUUGCCUCUUUUUUGCUUUGAUCUUAUUUUGUUGUUGGUGUCUUUUCUAUGUUGGUUUGGCAAAAGCUAUUUUAUCAAAAUGUGAAUUUUUUUCAGCUUUGCUAAAGCAGGACUGGGAAGUCUAUCUUUUAUCCAAGCUUUUCUGUGAACACUGAGCAUUUGUGAAACAUUCGUCCUUCAAAAUAGUCAUUUUAAAUCAGUAUUGAAAUUUUAAGGUUUUAGUGUUGUAUCCUUUCUGAAUUUUUUUUGAUAACGUCUAAGCUGGUGUUCUCUGUUGGAGUUCCCCAGUUAGUUCUCUCUUUCUCUGAUGGUGGUGGGUUCUCUUCUUUGAAGGAACUGUUUGGUAGUAGCUGGGAGAGUACUGCAGUGUUUGCUGUACUUUCCUUACUCAUGCUAUUGUGUUCUUAUGGAAAGCUGCUGCAUCUACACAGCAUUUAUUGAAUACAUAGAACACAAGACCCUAGGAAAAUAACAGUAAAGGAUGUGAUCCUAAGUUAAAUAAAACAUCCAUAAAUAUUUUUUGGUGGACCCAUCUUAUAUA